Blastocystis hominis is the source of this 4329-nucleotide messenger RNA. RefSeq lists its product as hypothetical. The record is from RefSeq and is a predicted model, not a curated record. The transcript has 5 exons. Gene Ontology annotation, cellular component: WASH complex. Gene Ontology annotation, biological process: actin filament polymerization; exocytosis. Lineage: Eukaryota; Bigyra; Opalinata; Blastocystidae. The coding region runs from base 1 to 4329 and encodes 1442 amino acids.
AUGCCUAUAGAGGAAAAUAGCCGUCUGGUGUCUCCUCGCCAGGAAGUACGCAAUCCGCCCAGUUCGAUUCUGUCAAUCAACAUUAACAAUUUGGAUGAGAAUGACUUGGAGAAUAUUGACGUGGACACUUUGGUAAACAUCAAGGGAUUGGAUACGACUACAUCUCUGAAGGAUCUUCCGUUGGACAGCGUGAAGGAUAUCGAUAUCGGUUUGGAAGAUUUUAGCUCGAUCAACUCGAAGGACAUUUGCGCGAUCUGUCACCAACACAAGCCAAACGAGGUCGAUCAGUUAAUAAAAUGCACGCACUGCGGGAACAAAUACCAUACAACUUGCUUGAAGUUGCCGCCCAUUCCAUACUCCGUUCUGAUUCCACUCGAAAAGAGAAAGCAUGACAACUAUGUUAAAGACAAUUAUGGCAAAUGGUUGUGUUCAAACUGCAAGAAAAAGGAACCUUCGACCUCUGGCAUGCAAUCUCCCAGUAUCCAGUCUCCUGCUACUUCUCCCAAGAGGCCACAUAUCGGUAUCAGUCCGAUUCCUUUCUUCAGACCUUCAGGAAAGACUACGACACCACUUACUCCCAGUUCACCAAAGCUCACACCCUCUUUGCCGGCGUUGGUGCCAUCUCCAAACAGUCAACUUUCUCCUUCGCCUAUUUCUUCACCUCGUCCUGUUCAACCUGUUAUAAAGAAGGCAGCAGGGGCGGAUCUUUCCAAUGGUGGAGUGAUCGUUGGCACGCAAGAUUAUUUGUGGCUACAAAAGCAAAUGAAGAUAGGAAAAGUUCCAGAAAUUCCUUCUGUCCCGAUUCCUAAGCUAGAGACACAGUUGGUACCUAUUUAUACAGACAGCGAGGCAUCAUCAGAGGAUGAAGCGGCAUCUACAACAGCAUCUACAACAGCAUCUACAACAGCAUCUACAACAGCAUCUACAACAGCGCCAAAGCAGACAAAAAAGAAGCACAUCAAGACCGAAAAACUGAGAUCAUUUUUGCAAAGCUUAUUGGUAAUGCCGAAUGAUACUACAGAUUUUGAUGAAUUCAUCGUGAAAGUAACAGAUUUAGUGAAACAGAAUAGCCAUCCAUCCGAUUUGGAUCUCGUAUACGCAGUUCCUGUGUUUUUGUUGAGAUCUAUGUUACAAACCGCGGCUAUCUCUCCAUCAUCGAUUCCGAUGAGUGGAAUUUCGAAGAUUGAUGGAAAGGAAGUGACUCGAAUAGCAGAUCAUCCUAAAUUAAAGCCUUAUUUUGACCGUUUACAGAAAAGUGAGAAGGUAGAAGAUAUUAAAAAAGAUAUGACUGGGGCUGGAAUUGAUGAUUCCCUGCUUGAUAAAGAUCCCAAUACAGUCGUUCUGUUAGACAAUUACAAUGUAUCCUAUGUGCAAUUCGAGAAAACUUCUGUCUCUAAACCGCAGGAAGAUGAGGUGAGCACGAGUGUAAUUCGUCUGAAAGCUACGGAUCACCCGCUCUUUAGGAAGUAUUUCAAUAUGCUAAAGCGAAAUAUUCCUAGAACAGAUGUGGAGAAAAACAUGAUUAGUUGUGGACUAGAUCCAUCUGUUUUGAAUAAGCCGAAUGAAUUAGUGGAGUAUGUGCCCCCUCCUCCUCUUCCUACGCAAGAGUCUACAGAUAAGGUGAUUUCUAAGCCUGAAAUAGAACCUAUAAAGUCUGUGGAGCCAAAGAAAGUAUCUACAAAGAAGAUAGUGAAGUUAUGCGAACAUCCUGUAUAUUCUAAAUACUUCAACAUGUUGAAAAAGGGAGUUCCCGAGGUAGCUGUUCGUCACUCGAUGAUGCGAGACAAGGUUGAUAGUUCUAUACUGGAUCGCGAUCCUAAUGAAGAAAUUGAGAUCGAAAUCGAAAUUGAAGUAGAAGAAGGAGCAACAGCAGCAACACCAUCAAAGAAGAAAGUAAAGUUAUGUGAACAUCCUGUAUAUUCUAAAUACUUUAACAUGUUGAAAAAGGGAGUUCCCGAGGUAGCUGUUCGUCACUCGAUGAUGCGAGACAAGGUCGAUAGUUCUAUAUUAGACAGAGAUCCUAAUGAAGAAAUCGAAAUUGAAGUAGAAGAAGGAGCAACAACAACACCAUCAAAGAAGAAAGUAAAGUUAUGCGAACAUCCUGUAUAUUCUAAAUACUUCAACAUGUUGAAAAAGGGAGUUCCCGAGGUAGCUGUUCGCCACUCGAUGAUGCGAGACAAGGUUGAUAGUUCUAUUCUGGAUCGAGAUCCUAAUGAAGAAAUUGAACUCGAAACCGAAGAAGAAGGAGCAACAACAACACCAUCAAAGAAUGAAGAAGAAGGAGUAACAACAACACCAUCAAAGAAGAUAGUGAAGUUAUGUGAACAUCCUGUAUAUUCUAAAUACUUUAACAUGUUGAAAAAGGGAGUUCCCGAAGUAGCUGUUCGUCAUUCAAUGAUGCGAGACAAAGUUGACAGCUCUAUUCUGGAUCGUGAUCCUAAUGAAGAAAUUGAACUCGAAACCGAAGAAGAAGGAACAACAGCAACACCAUCAAAGAAGAAAGUAAAGUUAUGCGAACAUCCUGUAUAUUCUAAAUACUUCAACAUGCUGAAAAAGGGAGUUCCCGAGGUAGCUGUUCGUCAUUCAAUGAUGCGAGAUAAAGUUGAUAGUUCUAUUCUGGACAGAGAUCCUAAUGAAGAAAUCGAAAUUGAAGAAGAAGGAGCAACACCAUCAAAGAAGAAAGUAAAACUAUGCGAACAUCCUGUAUAUUCUAAAUACUUCAACAUGUUAAAGAAAGGAUUACCUGAAACAGCUGUUCGUCACUCAAUGAUGCGAGACAAAGUCGAUAGUUCUAUAUUAGACAGAGAUCCUAAUGAAGAAAUCGAAAUUGAAGUAGAAGAAGGAGCAACAACAACACCAACAAAGAAGAAAGUAAAGUUAUGCGAACAUCCUGUAUAUUCUAAAUACUUCAACAUGUUAAAGAAAGGAUUACCUGAAACAGCUGUUCGUCAUUCGAUGAUGCGAGAUAAGGUUGACAGCUCUAUAUUGGAUCGCGAUCCUAAUGAAGAAAUCGAAAUUGAAGAAGAAGGAGCAACAACAACACCAUCAAAGAAGAAAGUGAAACGCAAAACAACGCGAAAGAAGAUUCACUGGCACCCAGUCAAGCUUUCUGAGGAGGAUGUAUACCAUGUCUUUAUAGAUUCAUUUGUAACACUCACAUUCCUUCAAGAAGAUGAUGCUCUCAUGACUGAGUUCGAAAAUAUCUUUGUCAACAAUCCAGAUGAAAAUAAGCCUGUGGAGGCUAAGCCGGUCGUCGAGAAGAAGCCUCGAUUUGCGACCUUCCUGGACGGAAAGCGUUCUACAAACGUUGGCAUUUCAAUCUCCAAAAUCAAGGUUGAACCUUCAGUUUUGCGUCGUUCUCUUCUAUUACUAGAGCCGGAACUCGCGGAUAUCUCUCUCUCCACUCUUGAGUCGCUUAAUGUUGCUCUUCCCACGCCAGAAGAUCUCAAAGCUUCUUCUGCUUAUACUGGAGAUCCCGAGAAACUGGCUCCAUCCGACCGUUUUAUUUACGAAAUGGCGAAACUCCCUCGCUGUCGAAACAAGCUGGAUUGUUUGUCUCUGAAAAUGACGAUUACGUCAAGUAUUGAAGACAUCAAGCAGCGUGUCGGAUUUAUCACCCAGGCUUGUUCUGAGUUGCGUACAAGUCAGCGAUUCCGCACACUGAUUGAGUGUGUGCUGAUGAUUGGUAAUACUCUAAACGUGCAGAACGAAGAAGCCUCUCGUAUGGUGAUUGUUCAGGCGUUCCAACUGGACUCGUUGCUGAACCUAACGAAUACCAAGGGAUUCGAUAAGAAAACAUCGUUAUUCAUGUAUCUGGAGAAGCUUUUGGUGCUAAAACAUCCCGAUGUGUUCGAUGUACAGAUGGAGUUGAAGAGCUUGCCACAGGCAGCUCGCGAAAGCUUCGAAAGCAUUCAAAAGGAUCAGGAUACGCUGAGCAGACAGCUGGAGUCGGUGGCAAGUGAGCUGAAGAGUAUAGAAAACGAAGUGUCGUCUGCAGAAGAGGCUGCGAAACGAUUGGGAGAUUUCGCUUCAACGGCGCAAGUUCAGAUCGUGGAUUUGCGGAACGAAGUGGACAAUGUGAAGGAGACGUAUAUGGAUUUCUUGCAGUAUUUCUGCCAGGACACGACGCUCAAGUCCGACGAGUUUUUCGCAUCAUUAAACGGAUUUUUCGACGAGUUGCAAUCGUUACACGCAAAGAUGACAGAGCAGAGAGAGCGUAUGCAGCGAAAGAAGGAGAAGGAAAAACAGAAAGAGCUGUUAUCGAAGAAGCAAAGUACUGCGACCAGUCCAGUUUCAAGUAAAUCAGAAUCAUCUUCCAGUAGUGUGUAA